Molecule: messenger RNA, 3479 nt
Organism: Trichomycterus rosablanca
Lineage: Eukaryota; Metazoa; Chordata; Actinopteri; Siluriformes; Trichomycteridae
Gene: asap1a
Product: ArfGAP with SH3 domain, ankyrin repeat and PH domain 1a
Exons: 29
Coding region: 3-3464 (1153 amino acids)
Biological process (GO): positive regulation of GTPase activity
Cellular component (GO): cytoplasm
Molecular function (GO): GTPase activator activity; protein binding
Source: RefSeq, a predicted model, not a curated record
UCAUGAGGGCUUCAUCCUCACGUUUAUCCAGCUUCUCCUCCAGGGAUUCUCUAUGGAGCCGGAUGCCGGAUCAGAUCUCCGUGUCCGAGUUUCUGUCCGAAACCACGGAGGAUUACAACUCCCCGACCACAUCGAGCUUCACCACCCGCUUACAGAACUGCAGGAACACGGUCAGCGUGCUGGAGGAGGCGCUGGACCAGGACCGCACAGCUUUGCAGAAAGUGAAGAAGUCUGUCAAAGCGAUUUACAACUCUGGCCAAGAGCAUGUGCAGAACGAGGAGAACUACGGACAGGCGCUGGACAAGUUUGGCAGUAACUUUAUGAGCCGGGACAGCUCGGAUUUGGGGGCGGCCUUCAUCAAAUUCUCCAGCCUGGUUAAAGAACUGGCAGCGCUGCUCAAAAACCUGCUCCAGAGCCUGAGCCACAACGUCAUCUUCACCCUGGACUCUCUGCUGAAAGGCGACCUCAAAGGAGUGAAAGGGGAUCUCAAAAAGCCCUUCGACAAAGCCUGGAAGGACUACGAAGCGAAGUUUACGAAAAUCGAGAAGGAGAAGCGAGAGCACGCGAAGCAGCACGGGAUGAUCCGCACCGAGAUCACCGGGGCCGAGAUCGCAGAGGAGAUGGAGAAGGAACGCAGGAUCUUCCAGCUGCAGAUGUGUGAGUACCUGAUCAAAGUGAACGAGAUUAAGACCAAGAAGGGAGUGGACCUCCUGCAGAACCUCAUUAAGUAUUAUCACGCACAGUGCAACUUUUUCCAGGAUGGCUUAAAAACUGCAGACAAGAUGAAGCAAUACAUCGAGAAGUUAGCAGCUGACCUUUAUAACAUCAAGCAAACCCAGGACGAAGAGAAGAAACAGCUGACCGCUCUCAGAGACCUCAUUAAGUCCUCCUUACAGCUGGAUCAGAAGGAGGACUCACAGAGCAAGCAGAGCGGCUACAGUAUGCAUCAGCUUCAGGGCAAUAAAGAGUUUGGCAGUGAGAAAAAGGGCUAUCUGAUGAAGAAGAGCGUCGGAAUCCGGAAGGUGUGGCAGCGGAGGAAGUGUUCGGUCAAGGGUGGAAUCCUGACCAUCUCUCAUGCCACGUCCAACAGACAGCCGGUCCGACUGAACCUGCUCACCUGUCAGGUUAAACCGGGCGAGGAUAAGAAGUGCUUCGACCUGAUCUCUCAUAAUCGCACGUAUCACUUCCAGGCAGAGGAUGAACAGGAGUUUGUGAUCUGGAUCUCAGUGCUGACUAACAGUAAAGAGGAGGCGUUAAACAUGGCGUUUCGGGGUGAGCAGAGCGCUGGAGACGACGGCCUGGAAGAUCUGACGAAAGCCAUAAUCGAGGAUGUGCUGCGCAUGCCUGGCAACGACAUGUGCUGCGACUGUGGAGCACCAGAGCCUAAAUGGUUAUCCACUAACCUGGGUAUCCUGACCUGUAUCGAGUGUUCAGGGAUUCACAGAGAGAUGGGCGUCCACAUCUCACGCAUACAGUCCAUGGAACUGGACAAACUAGGCACCUCAGAACUCUUGCUGGCCAAGAAUAUAGGGAACAGUAGUUUUAACGAAAUUUUGGAAGGGAAUCUUCCAAGCCCGUCACCGAAGCCUACACCAUCCAGUGACAUGACCGAGAGGAAGGAAUAUAUUAAUGCCAAGUACGUGGAGCAUCGGUUCGCGCGGCGUACGGCGACCACCGCCACGGCGAGGCACGGCGACCUGUACGAGGCGGUCAGGACUCGCGAUCUGCUGGGCCUCGUGCAGCUCUAUGCCGAUGGGGUGGAGCUGCUGGAGCCGUUUCCAGAGGCAGGACAGGACCCCGGUGAGACGGCUUUGCACUUCGCUGUGCGGACCGUGGACCAGACCUCGCUGCCCCUGGUGGAUUUUCUAGUUCAGAACAGUGGUUCUCUGGACAGACAGACGGAGAGUGGGAACACGGCACUUCAUUACUGCUGCACCUACGAGAAGCCUGAGUGUAUAAAACUGCUACUCAGGGGGAAGCCGAUGAUCGAUAUAGUUAAUCAGAACGGGGAGACAUCGCUGGAUAUUGCAAGGAGGCUGAAGAGCGUCCAGUGUGAGGAACCUUUGGUGGAAGCAGCAGCUGGAAAGUUCAACCCUCAUGUCCACGUGGAGUACGACUGGAACCUGCGGCUGGAGGAGAUCGAUGAGAGCGAUGAUGAUCUGGAUGACAAGCAGCCGAGUCCGGUGAAGAAGGAGCGUUCUCCACGACCGCAGAGCUUCUGCCACCCGUCGAGCGUCUCACCUCAGGAAAAGCUCUCAUUACCCGGCUACCUGAGCCACAGGGACAAGCAGCGGCUCUCAUACGGUGCUUUUGCUAACCCGGUGUACAGCACGUCCACCGAAACGCCCGCCUCUCCCGGGGCCGAGGCUCCCACGCCAGCCGUCAAGAGCGGCCCUAAAGCUCCUACCACCGGCCCUCCCACCUCUCUCCCGCUGGGUCCUCAGCCGUGUCCGAGCGGCAGCUCCACUCUGUCUAAGAAAAGGGCUCCUCCACCUCCUCCGGGAGGCCACAAACGCACACUGUCGGACCCUCCCAGCCCGGUCCUCCAGGGGCCACAGAACAAAGGGAGUGACCAGACCCCUCCUCCUGCAAACAGGACCUCCCCGGCUAACAAAUUUGAAGGAAUUCAGCAGCAGCAAAGCACUACUUCUAGUAAUACAAAAUCAACUCUGGGGCCGAGAGUCUUACCCAAACUACCUCAAAAAGUGGCGUUACGAAAGACUCCGGGCGUUUCCUCAGUGGACAAACCAGGUCAGGGUCCUGAAGUUCUGCAGAAGCCCACCCAGCUGGCGGACACGCCCACCAGAGCUGCGGACACCAUCACCAGACCCACCGAGCCUCCUCCCAAAAUUCCACAGGCGGCCGAAAGAAAGGAAUCCCAGACGGGCGAGAUUCCACCCAAACCGCACGUCUUGGACCUGCCCCCUAAACCUCAGCUUUCCGAUCUUCCCCCGAAACCCCAACUAUCAGAUUUACCCCCCAAACCCCAGCUGUCUGAUCUGCCUCCCAAACCCCAACUGAAGGAUCUUCCACCUAAGCCUCAGCUCUCUGACCUUCCCUCCAAACCUCCAGCGUCCUCCACCACCGAGCCGCCUCCAAAACAGCCGACGCUAGAAGCCGACGCGUCUUCCAGAACGCAGCAGGUGGAGGUUCAGUCCUCCACGCAGCAGUCCGAGCUCUCGCCGAGGCAAGCCAGCGAGGACACCAACGGUGCACCGGCGGGCGUCGUGGAGAUGCCCGUUCCUCUGCCACGCAAGAUAAACACGGGGAAGAGCAAAAUCAAAAGGGUAAAAACCAUCUACGAUUGCCAAGCUGACAACGAUGAUGAGCUGACCUUCACUGAGGGAGAGGUCAUCAUCGUUACAGGGGAGGAGGACCAGGAGUGGUGGAUCGGGCACAUAGAAGGGCAUCCGGAGAGGAAAGGCGUGUUCCCGAUGUCCUUCGUGCACAUUGUGUCCGACUGACGACACGACUGCCAC